This is a messenger RNA of Ascochyta rabiei, 1086 nucleotides long. RefSeq lists its product as uncharacterized. The transcript has 2 exons. Gene Ontology annotation, molecular function: peptide-N4-(N-acetyl-beta-glucosaminyl)asparagine amidase activity. Gene Ontology annotation, biological process: protein quality control for misfolded or incompletely synthesized proteins; protein deglycosylation; glycoprotein catabolic process. The record is from RefSeq and is a predicted model, not a curated record. Gene Ontology annotation, cellular component: nucleus; cytosol. NCBI's taxonomy places the organism in Eukaryota, Fungi, Ascomycota, Dothideomycetes, Pleosporales, Didymellaceae. The coding region runs from base 1 to 1086 and encodes 361 amino acids.
AUGUUCCUCCUACCGUUCAACGAGACAGGGAAAAACCCCGGGCGGAGCAGUAACAAACCAUAUUAUGAUGAUGUUUUCACCCUCUGGGAUACUCACCGAUGCCAUACAUCACUCUUCCAGAUCAUCCAGCCCACCGCGCACGAGGUAUUCAUACGAUCUCUCAUUGACAUCUGGCGGCAUGAUGGCUUUAUGCCUGAUACCCGAUCUUCCAAUUUCAACGGACGUGUUCAAGGUGGCUCGAACGCUGACAAUGUUCUGGCAGAUGCCUACGUGAAGGGUGUCAGAGGAGCAGUAAACUGGGAAGAUGUGUUCUCUGCCAUGCAAACAGACGCCGAAGUUACGCCAUCACCCAACAAUGAUCCAAAAGCCCCUGACUCGUCUACCAAGAAGGGCAGAGGCGCGCUUCCAGAUUGGCUGCAGUACGGCUAUAUCACGCCGCAAUUCACUCGUGCAGUAUCUCGAGCCGUACUCUGCAAACGACUUCAGUCUCUGCCAGGUCGCCAUCGGGCUAGGGAAAACCGAGCAGGCAGUCACGUACUCAACCGCUCGCGCAACUGGCGGAACCACUGGAACCCCAACGCUAUAUCGGAGAAACACACCGGUUUUAUGGUCCCUAGACAAGCAAAUGGGAUAUUUGUUCCACAGGACCCGCAGGACUGUGGAGGUUGCUACUGGGGGGAUGCGUACUAUGAAGAUAACGCCUGGAUCUACAGUAUGGACGCGAUCCAUGAUGUGGCAGAACUCAAGAAGCGAACUGGUGGCAAUGAGAGGUUUGUUGACCGCUUGAACCAGCUGUUCGAUCUUGAUAUCUUCAAUGCUGGCAACGAGCCAGGCUUCACGAGCCCGUACCUGUACAACUUUGUCGAGGGCCAACAGUGGAGAAGCGUCGAGAGAGGUCGAGCGAUCAGCAAGCUGUAUAAUUCAGGUGCAAGUGGAUUGCCUGGUAACUCGGAUGCCGGGGCGAUGGAGAGUCUUCUGGUGUGGCAGGUGAUCGGUCUUUGGUCCAUGACGGGGCAAGCGACUUUCCUUAUUCUCGCUCCGUGGUUCGACAAGAUAACGAUCAGUCUCGGGGCGACAAGACGCUAA